AUGGUGACGAACACGGGUAGAGCAACACUACCGGAGUUCAGUGGACUGCCGCAGGAGAACCCGGGCGAGUUUCUACGGCAAUGCGAGGUGCGCCUAGCGAGGGCGGGAAUACCACCUGAUGAAUGGGCAGAACGUGCGAGUGAGCAGCUGCGGGGCGUGGCACGUCACUGGUGGAGCCUCUGGGGCCAGUUCGGAAUGCUGUGGCCGGAGUUCACCACCAAGUUCAUGCAGCGUUUUGACACAGGAGAGGCGGUGGUACAGUGUACCUCCCAAUUUUACGGGAGACAACAGCGAGACGGGGAACCAGUGGAGCAGUUUGUCGCCCACAAACUGCAGCUGUUUCGGCGGAUCAUGCCGAACACAGAACCAACGGCAGCGCUGCCGACUGUCACCACCCUGCUGCGUGAUGAGCUUCAGCCCUUCCUCCGCUGCUACCGACACACCUCGGUAGAAGACUAUGUGCAACAGGCAGUGGCCACUGAAAGAAACCUCCAGAUGACGUGGCACCGAAACCCAUCAAUGACAGAACGGGGGUACCACAGGCUAGGCGUUACCGGGCGCACCAGUGACCAACCACCAAGCCAGGCCGAGUGA
Messenger RNA from Bacillus rossius redtenbacheri, 594 nucleotides. RefSeq names its product activity-regulated cytoskeleton-associated protein-like. NCBI's taxonomy places the organism in Eukaryota, Metazoa, Arthropoda, Insecta, Phasmatodea, Bacillidae. Gene Ontology annotation, molecular function: mRNA binding. The record is from RefSeq and is a predicted model, not a curated record. Gene Ontology annotation, cellular component: cytoplasm; plasma membrane; actin cytoskeleton. Gene Ontology annotation, biological process: regulation of long-term synaptic potentiation; regulation of neuronal synaptic plasticity; cytoskeleton organization. Bases 1 to 594 code for a protein of 197 amino acids. The transcript has a single exon.